This is a messenger RNA of Parnassius apollo (apollo), 363 nucleotides long. The record is from the annotation of a GenBank genome assembly. Lineage: Eukaryota; Metazoa; Arthropoda; Insecta; Lepidoptera; Papilionidae.
AUGAAUUUCAAAUGCAAAUGCUCGUGCCAUGAUCUGAAGACUACUACUAUAUUGCCGUUCUUCAAAUGGAGGACCAAUGGGACUACUAAAACGGUCCCCAAAACGCAAAGCCCUCGUCUUUACGACGUGGUUGGUAAAUACACCGAAACCGAAACACAAACAGAAACGAAGGUAUCGGAUGUUAAUGUUAACUUCACAUGUCCUACAUUGAAUUAUUCUACCAUAAACUAUCCUACAUCUAUUUCUUCGGAUGACGGUAGAGGUAAUACUAGCAACACUGCAGAUGGCACUACUCAAAGUGGUGACAAAACAUCUAUUGAUAUAAAUACCGCAGCUUCAACUAUACUAGCAGCCGAAAAGUAG